AUGGAGAGUUUCACUGCUGUUCCACAAGAGGGGUCGGGGGGGAUUCCUCUGGCCAGGAAGGUGUGUUAUGCUGUGGGUGAGGUCCCUAAUCAGAUUACUACAGCUGCUUUAGAUAUUUCCCUGCAGAUUUUUCUCCUGGAUGUUGUGCAGAUGGAGGCUUCUUAUGUCUCCAUGAUUCAAUUCGUGAGUCGGGCCUGGGAUGCUGUGACCGAACCUCUGGUUGGAUAUCUGGUGAGCUGCAGUAACUGGACACCCAUCGGAAAACUCACACCAUGGCUGAUCCUCUCAACUCCGUUUGGCAUCCUGUUCUAUCUGCUGCUGUGGUUUGUGCCACAUGGUUCAAUGUCUCAGGGUCUCAGCGUGCUGUGGUUGCUCAUAGCGGUCUGCCUGUUCGAGACCCUCAUGAGUUGCUACAACGUUCCCUACCUCUCGCUCAACAUGUUCCUAGGGGGAGAUCACAGAGACAGGGACUCUGCCACGGCCUACAGAAUGUGUGUGAAGAUGGUGGCCAGGCUGUUGGCUUCUGUAAUGCAGGGUCAAGUUAUAGCGGUGUACAACAAAGAAAAGCAAGAGAGCUGUGAACAUCUGGGCCAGGCUCAUGAAACAAUACCCCAGAGCACAUCUUCCCCACAAACUGCAUCACUUCAGGAAACGCAAAAGACUUUCCUGACCUCAGCUCUGAUCAUCGGUGGCUUGUUUUUCCUCAGCAGCCUGGUUCUCUUCCUGGGGGUGACGGAGCAGCGGGCCCCUCUCUGCUGUGAUGACAAAGUACGACCAUCCUAUUUGACCUCGCUGAAGAUGCUGAUAUGUCACAUUCCUUACCAACGACUGGUGCUUGGCUUUGUGUUCAUUACACUUGCUUUUCAGAUGUCCCUGGGUAAUUUUGCACUUUUCUGCAGCCAUGCAGCUGGGCAGGGAGCCCAGUUCCAGCACCUCCUGCUGGUUCUGCUGGCGUCUGCCUCAGUAGCAGUUCCUCUGUGGCAAACAGUUCUUCUGAGAAUAGGAAAGAAGCCCACACUUUACAUCGGACUAUCACUCUUCAUCCCAGCAGUUAUUAUAGUUGCCUCUGUUCCCAGUAACCUGCCAGUCUUCAUGAUUAUGUGCAUUCUGAUGGGAUUCAGUGUGGCAACCAUGUUCUUGCUACCCUGGUCUAUGCUCCCAGAUGUGGUGGACGACUUUGCUGUGAGACACCCCUCCUGCAAAGACCUGGAGCCCAUGUUUUUCACUUGUUAUGCCUUCUGCAGUAAGCUGGCGGAGGGCCUGUCUGUUGGCAUCUCAACCAUGACAUUACAGUUUGUGGGCUACAGAGCCGGUGCCUGUAAACAUGGGGACGGAGUGGUGACGGCUCUGAUUGUGCUGUUCUCACCGGUUCCCAUCGCACUUUUGCUGAUAGGGAUGGUCUUUUUUCACUCCUACCCGAUCAAUGAGAGGCGAUGUUUGCAGCAUCAGGAACAACUGACCACAAUUCACCCAGAAGUUACGUCACCGUCAUCGGACCCGAGAGAAAACGCAGAGCAGCCGUCAAUUCUGCAUCCCCAUGCUAGUGCGACAUCAACUUCACAUGAUAACAUAAAGACCAACAUGUUGUCAAAUGUGAGAUCCAAAAAGACAUGGGUAUAG
Messenger RNA from Anarrhichthys ocellatus (wolf-eel), 1620 nucleotides. It is a transcript of the gene mfsd2al2, whose product is annotated as major facilitator superfamily domain containing 2a-like 2. The transcript is spliced from 15 exons. The record is from RefSeq and is a predicted model, not a curated record. Gene Ontology annotation, molecular function: symporter activity. Gene Ontology annotation, cellular component: plasma membrane. Gene Ontology annotation, biological process: carbohydrate transport. Bases 1 to 1620 code for a protein of 539 amino acids. NCBI's taxonomy places the organism in Eukaryota, Metazoa, Chordata, Actinopteri, Perciformes, Anarhichadidae.